GCUCUACUCCUAUAAUAUUCUGGCACUGUUACAGAAACUACCUUUUGGACUCUAAGCAGGGAGGAGAUUUUUGAGCAGAACAACAAUGUAAUCAGCUUGAAGAAACAUUCUGACUGGAUCCUUUUACUGAAGUGAAACAUGAGUCAUUGCAGGAUGAUACUUUCCCGCUCAUGGACCCUAGUCAAACAUUUUGAGGGUGCACCAAAACUAUCAGACUUUAAGCUAAAGGAGGUUGAACUAAGUCCGCUAAAGAAUGGAGAAGUGUUGGUGGAAGCUGAAUAUUUUAGUGUGGAUCCUUACAUGAGGCCAUACAGUACACGUAUGAUGAAUGAAGGAGAUGUCAUGAUGGGAACUCAGGUUGCCAGGGUUUUGGAAAGUAAAAAUUCAGCAUUUCAAGCUGGAAGUUUUGUUAUUUCAAAUGCCGGUUGGACAACUCAUUCUAUUUCUAAUGGCAAAGAGUUAACACCACUGCUUGCCAAUUGGCCUGCCCACAUUCCCAGAUCACUGGCUCUUGGAACAUUAGGAAUGCCUGGAUUGACUGCUUAUUUUGGCCUUCGUGAAAUCUGCUGUGCGAAGAAAGGUGAAAUUGUGCUGGUCAAUGGGGCUGCUGGGGCAGUAGGAACAAUUGUUGGUCAGAUUGCAAAAAUCAUUGGAUGCAAGGUUGUUGGCUCUGCGGGAUCAGAUGGGAAAGUCCAGUAUCUGAAGGAAAUUGGGUUUGAUGAAGUUUUUAACUACAAGACUGUGAGCUCUUUGGAAGAAGCUUUGAAGAAAGCAUCUCCUGAGGGCUAUGAUUGCUUCUUUGACAAUGUUGGAGGUGAGUUUACAGAUGUGGCUUUGCUGCAGAUGAGGAAGUAUGGAAGGAUUGCUGUAUGUGGGGCUAUUUCCCUAUACAAUGAUACAGUACCAAGGAAAGGACCAUAUGUCCACUACCCUUUAAUCUUACAAGAGUUACGCAUGGAAGGAUUCACCGUGCCACGCUGGCAGAACCGAUACAACGAAGGCCUGGAAAAGCUGAUGCAGUGGGUUGUUGAGGGGAAGCUGAAGUAUCGUGAGCACAUCACCAAAGGGUUUGACAACCUGCCAUCUGCUUUCAUUGGAAUGCUUAAAGGAGAUAACACUGGGAAAGCCAUAAUUACUGCUAAAUAAGGGACGUGAGCAAGAAUGUUGCACUGUGGGUGCACUGUGGGAAAUGGAUCAUGCUUUCACAACGCCUCCUAAUAAUAUUUAAAUAACAUGUUUAUCCAAGAUGAUGAAACCACUUUAUAAAUAAAAUAAAAUGUGAUUAUUCCUU
Xenopus tropicalis (tropical clawed frog) is the source of this 1291-nucleotide messenger RNA. RefSeq names its product prostaglandin reductase 1, gene 4 (gene ptgr1.4). The record is from RefSeq and is a predicted model, not a curated record. The transcript is spliced from 10 exons. The coding region runs from base 139 to 1146 and encodes 335 amino acids. Gene Ontology annotation, cellular component: cytoplasm. Gene Ontology annotation, molecular function: oxidoreductase activity, acting on the CH-CH group of donors, NAD or NADP as acceptor; 15-oxoprostaglandin 13-reductase [NAD(P)+] activity; 2-alkenal reductase [NAD(P)H] activity. Lineage: Eukaryota; Metazoa; Chordata; Amphibia; Anura; Pipidae.